AUGGCAUGGCAUGGGCAUGGAUACAGUCAUAGAGUAACAGAGCAACAGAGGCAUGGCAAGGUAGGUUACAGACCUCGGUGGCCGUGCGCCCGCUGUCUGGUACGGGUGCGGACCGCGGACCCCCUGCGAUGCGCCUCAUGUCAUCAAGAAUCGUGCGUGCUCUUGGAAAAGCAAGAGACAACCUUACCGUACCUGCCUUGCUACGGUGCUGUACCUUACGUCGUGUGCUCUGCACUCUGCGGCCCUCGUGCUUGUCCUCGUCCCCGUCUUCGUCCUCCAGCCCGCUCUGUGCUCCAAGCGCCCGUGGUACGUCCUCGCCAGCUUUGCCCUUGGGGCCCAGCCGUUUCUCUCCCGCUCUCGCCCUCUCCCCACUCCAGGGCACAUCUACUCCGCUCUAGAUCUUCGCCAUUCCCGGACAGGCAAUGCGCCAGCCGCGCGCGCGUGUGCGCCUUGCCAGCUAAACUGCCUCCGGUAAGAAUGGUAGCAUCUGAGGGACCCUUGGCGGGGGUUCGUCAUUGGGCCAUCAUAGCACCGAGUGGGAGUGCCAUCCAUCCCGGUCCGCCCCUCUGCUGCAGCGGGAGCUUUUCCACGGGCGUAGGUGCUUUGCUUGUCCAGCGCUGGAUGGCUGGAUGGGCUGGGUGGCUUGGGGGCCCCCCGAGCUCCCAUCUGCCUUCCUGGUGUCAUCCAGAUCUGUACAUGCCUGCACUCGUCCCUUCCCAUCUCGGCGGGGUCAACAACAAGGGAGACCUUGCCAGCCAGACCUCUCCCUCUCCGCCUCGCUCUACAGCAUUUGCCUAUCACCUUCCGAGUUGCCCACCCGCCCAGUACGGUCGACCGCGGCUCGACCUUAUCCUUGCCAAGUCGGCACUUCAACUCGUCCAAUGUAAGAUAUGGCCUGCCCUGCACUGCACUACCUCGCCUUGGCUGGGGCAUUGGGGCAUUUGCAUUGGGGCACGCUGGGGCAGGUACCGCCCAUCCUGCCUUGCUCUCCCGCACCUGCCCAAGUUGUCCUAUUUUACCUCCUGCUUCGUACCGACUCGGGAGCUGCCUUGGUACCUUGCCUUACCUCAUCUCACCUCACCUCAACCUCCCGACCUGCCGUCUGGUAAGUACCCUACCUACCUACCUACCUACCUGGCCUACCUUACCUUGCUUCGUACCUUACCCAACCUUGCCUCGCCUCGCCUGGCAAUCCCUUGCUUCACCUCCGCUUCCGCUUCCGCUUCCACCUCCAGACUUCCGGUGCCCCGGCUUGUACCUCCACCCCGGCUUCGUCUCUCCUGUGCUGUGCCUCUGCACUGCGUCGCCUUCGUCACCCUUCUACCUGCCUUCUUCACGCCGGCUGCCACUGUCCCGAGGCUGCGUCGUCGCCAGCUUUUCUCAGGCUCACAAGCUCUCCUCCAGCAAACCUCCUCCAGCUGCGAGCACGUCAAAACUACCCACCACGGGGCUUCGUCCUGUCCCGGCCGCCUUUCUCUUGGCUUCCGUCGUCGAUCCAAAGCUUCGCCGGCCAUCUACACAUCUCGCUCUGCAGCCAACGGUCCUGCGGCUACAUCCAAUAGCUGCCGACAGCAUCGAGGGCCACGGCUCCACGCCCGAUCGCGAUCCUCGGCACUUGGAAGACUCGCCGACGACCUGCACGCGAGACUCGCGUUCCCCGGCCCCGUUCCAGAGAUACCACAGCCCGGCAAAGCUGGGGGGUGUGUCGCCCCUGCGGACCCAAUCCCCCGUCUCCCUCAAGCGCCAGCGUCUCUUACACGUCCUCCGCCUGCCUGUCCUGCUGGUUGCCACCUCUCGAGUUACACGGCCAGUGUUUCACGCCCUUCAGUCGUUCUUCUCGCCGGUAGCCAUUGUUUGAGCCGCCGUGUCUCUCCUGCCACCUUUGCGCCGGCUGUUCUCGCUCGUCGUUGCUCCGGCCCUGCAGGCUCGUCCCCUGACCUUUUCCGUCUGCGAGCUCGCCCAUCCGUCAGCUCACACGGAAGUAGGAAACGAGGCUCCAUCGAUGCACUUUUUGGACCUUUGCGCAAUGUAAAUAACCGCCUGGCCAUGGCCGAGAGAACCAGCGCGGCCUCGGCCCCAAAGGCGGGUCGUUCGGACCAGACACCACCUCUCCAGCAUGACGAUGACAAGGAAGACCCCAAGGGCAAGAAACCUAUGGUGAAGAAGAGAACCAAGACUGGCUCCUGCCGCAAGCGCCGCAUUAAGUGUGACGAGAACAAGCCAAGGUGCAAGAACUGCAUCAAGUCCAAGCGUGAGUGCGAAGGGUACAACCAGAGGGUCGUCUUUAAAGAUCCCAUGGGGGCACAGCAUGGCCAUUUCGCACCUCCACUCUACUCGGCUGGCACCGCGUAUCUCGGUGACCACUUGGCUGCCCACCACGCUAAGCCACCCGCUCCGAUGCCUCUUCAGGCCAUUGCCCCAAAGCCUUCGCCCUUCGACUUCGGCCAGCCACAUAUGCUGCCCCGGCAGCCCCAGAACGGCCUCGCCGCCCACGACUUGGGCUUUGGCCAUGGCCCCAUCGAGGGGCGUCCGUCCAUGCCCAACCCCUUGCUGGGGCCUGACUUUGCUGCAAGUCAAGAGCGGGGAGAAUAUCUCCAGGACGAUGCCGCCUUUUACAACCAGCGAAAUCUCAACGUCUCGGAUGUUUCUUCGGCAGAGCAGCGACUUCGGUCCACUGGUAAUGGAGCCUCGAACCACGCAUCCUCGGGUGCCUUUCGGGACCCUGAAAGCGAGUACGAGGAAGACUUGUCGGACGAGGAGAUGUACAUGGCCGAAUCUGACGAUGAACCGUCUGCGUUACCAGAUCCCAAGGAGCUGGUAUCAGCCGGGUCUCGCCACAUGUUCUGGCCAUAUCCAAGGGGAGGGGCAGUCGUCAGGACAUUCUCGGCCUUUGCUCAGGAACAGGCUUUGGCCGAGUAUAUGGACUACGCGCCCAAUUCGGAGCUUCGGAAUCAAGCGAUGAGAACCAUCUUCAUGCACUUCGUAAGCGUUACGGGCCCAUCCAUGUCGUUGUAUGAAAGAGAUCCCACUCCGCUUGAUGGAUCUGGAAGCUUCGAAGGCAACGCCGAACUCGGCCACAACCUCUUCAGUUGUAAGUCUCACACAUUUCCAGUCCUUGCUUUGAAUCAUCCCGGCCUGCUUCACGCCAUCAUGGCCAUUGCGAGCUUGCAAAUCGCAAAACUUCAGGGGACACCGGCCACGGCCGCGCUGAAGCAUUACCACUGGUCCAUUCGGCGAAUUGCCAAGAACGUGAAAUCGCCCUUGAAGCGAACCAAGCUGUCCACACUGGCAGCGACUCUCCUCCUGGCCUAUUUUGAGGUCUGGUCGUCGGACCACUCGAAGUGGUGCAGCCACCUCUUCGGCGCGAGGCUGCUCUUCCGUGAGAUCGCGCUGAGGGACAUGUCUCGAGUCUGUUUGCCGGUCAAGCGAAUGAAGGCUUUUGCAGGUGCAGGUCUAGACAAAGACGUCAGCGACCUUGACUACGACAUCCUGAGCCUCAUCACAGGAACACGUCUCUCCGCUGAGGACUAUGGACUGCAAGGGGGACAGCUACUAGACGAGAGAUGCCUCUACACCACGGACCGGGACGUGGAGCAAUACGACAUACUGCGAGAUCUCUUUUGGUGGUACGCCAAAAUGGACGUCUACCAGAGUAUACUAGGGGGCACGAACAUGGAUUACGACGCGUGGACACAAUGCCCCCCGAGGGCGCCGCUCUCCAACUUCAAUGCCAUGUGGGUCGUCUAUGGCACCUACGAUCAUCUCAUUCUGCUCCUUGGCAGGCUUGCAAGCUUCGCGUCUCGCGACCUGUCGCGGAAGCGGAAGGCGAAUAGGCCGCAGAGCGCCAGCCCCUCAGGCGGUUCUCCACCGCAGUUCCCGGGCAUCGUGCCAACACAUGGGAAGUUCAACGUCCCUUUGGGUUUUAGCCCGCCGAUGGAGCAGUCCCCGAACACGGAUUCCAACGAUGAAUUCGCGUCUCCACAGACGGUCGAAGCGGCGGAACACGAGUGGGAGAGCAUAAGGCAGGGCUUCGAAGCGCUGGAAAGCUGUCUCGGAGCGCAGUUCAAGCCGCUGAAUAGCGAAUACACGGAUCGCAAGGAGACGCCGUUCGGUUCGGCGCUGCAGUACCGCACAUACUCGGUUGCCGGUAUCUGGAUGAACUACUACAUGGGUUUGAUUCAUUUAUAUCGAAGCCGCCCCAACAUGCCGCCAGCGGCUAUGCAAGCAGCACAGAUGGCUGCUCCAUCAACCGCCGGCUAUGCCAUUCAAAUCGGGCGCAUUGCGGCGGGAUUGGCGGAUGACUCGUCCCGGAGACUCGACGUCAGCACCACGCUGGCUGCCGCGUUCAUCGAGAGCUGCUUCUGUCUCUUCGUGGCUCUCCAAAACAGCGACCAACGCACUUGGGUAAUACAGCGUAUGUUCGACAUCGCCCGCCUCACGGGCUGGCAGUCGGCCAUGAAAAUCGCCAUUGGAUGCGAAACGGCGUGGCUCAAGGCCCACCAGUUGGGACAUGGGCCCGCGUACAAGCGGCCUGAGCAUUUGCAAGACGUGCCAAUCUCCGUGUGGAUGAUGCCUCGCAGGUUGGAUCAGAGGAUUUCAGAGCUGGACGGCAAAGAGGAGCAGCGCCUCGUGCUCGUGAGGUCGGAACAGACGAGUCUGGCUUUUGGACUCUUGGGAGUCGAGAAGGACCUUGACCGUGUCGAGUUGGAAGACGACGAUUGA
This is a messenger RNA of Purpureocillium lilacinum, 4722 nucleotides long. NCBI's taxonomy places the organism in Eukaryota, Fungi, Ascomycota, Sordariomycetes, Hypocreales, Ophiocordycipitaceae. The record is from RefSeq and is a predicted model, not a curated record.